GAGCCAAUCGGGACUGGCCUGGCUGCAGCGGGGGACAACAGCUCAGAGGGAGAUGGCGCCCAGCUCGAAAUCUGAAAAGGACGACAGCAAACAGAAAACCCAGAGAAAACACAAAGACCAUGUCGUGAAGCUUCUCAUGCGUGGGAAGCUGUCAGGACAGUUUUCUCAGCGCCUGUUCAGGAAGCUGCCACCCCGAGUGUGUGUCCCAUUGAAGAACAUUGUCAGCGAGGAGUUCCUGAGAGCAGGGCAUAUCUUUCUUGGCUUCACCAAAUGUGGCCGCUACGUUCUGUCUUACACCAGCGACUGUGGAGAAGAUGAUGAUUUCUCUUUCUACACCUACCAUCUCUAUUGGUGGGAGUUCAACCUGUACAGUCGACUCAAACAGGUCCACCAUGUGCGACUGUUCGCAGGAGAGGAAAUCUACAGCGACCUGUACCUUACUGUGUGUGAGUGGCCAAGUGACCACUCCAAAAUUGUCAUCUUUGGUUUCAACACACGCAGUUCAAGCUCUGUUCUGAUGAACCUAAUGAUGAGUGAUGAGAACAACAGAGACAUCUACAUCACCAUAGCCUCUAUGCCACCUCCUAAACCUUGCUCUUACUGCUGUCCAGUUCCCUCAGCCACAACCAUACGCACAGGAAGUGGUGAGUGUCUCGAACAUGGAUAUGUGCUCAACAGCAGGUACCAGGUGGUGUAUCCGUUCCCCACUUUCCAGCCAGCUUUCCAGCUGAAGAAGGACCAGGUUAUCCUGUUAAACACCAGCUACUCUUUGGUGGCCUGUGGCAUCUCACUCUGCCCAGGUACAGAGGGCCAGUCAUCGCAGAUCCUUUACACAAACAGAGCGGUGGUGUCAAGUCAAGCCGCACCGUCUCUUUCCUCCACCCCCGUGGCUUCUUCUUCCUCACUACCUCAGGGAUCUCCCGAGAAUCGACUGCCACCUAGCAAGCCCGCUCCCAUUCCCUCGUCUCCCAGCCAUUCACAAGCUGCCAUGCGAGUCCGGGAGUUUGCUGCUGACCUUUUUAGACGGGCCCAGGGAGGAGGAGGUGGAGGAGGAGGAGGAGGAGGUGGUGGAGGUGGGAAAGAAAAUGAGGGCCAAGUGGAGAGGAGAACAGCUGAUGGUGGUCAAAAAGAGGCAGUGCCAACACCAGCAGACAAAGGGACUAAUGCAGAGACUCCGAGAGAGGAGGAGGACAGUAAAGAGUGGAGGGUGGUGGAAAGACGGACUAAUUUACUUCAGGCGUCAACAUCAGGUGGCAGCCACAGUCUGUCACACAGCUCUGAACCAGUCAUGUCUCCUGCCUCAUCUUCGUCUUCCCCGUCGUCCUCAAGCCAGGAGGCCGGCACCAGCGAGCCUGGAUAUGUGAACUACUCUCGCUUGCAUUAUCGCCUGCAACAGCCAGGAGCAGCAGAGCAGAACACAGGAGGUUAUGAAGACGAUAAAGUCCAGCUACCGUUCACCGUUACUGAUCUGAAAGGACGGAACCUGCAGCUGGUCACCGGGCCGCACAAUGGAAAGAGUGUGUGUGUAGAGCAGUUGACUCUGGACUUUGAGUAUCUUAUCAACGAGGUGAUCAGGAGCGAUGCUGCCUGGGCCCCACAGUUCUGCUCCUUUAGCGACUAUGAUGUGGUGAUACUAGAGGUGUGUCCAGAGACCAACACUGUGAUGAUCAACAUUGGUCUGCUGUUACUGGCAUUCUCCAACUCAGAUGAGGAGCACUGCAGGCCAAACACAUAUCAUUCCAACCUGCAGGUGAGCUGGGACCUAAACACAGGUGUGUGUUGCACUGUGGGUGUUGGCGACCUGACAGAGGUUAAGGGUCAGACCAGUGGGAGUGUGUGGAGCUCUUACAGGAAGUCCUGCGUGAACACGGUGAUGAAGUGGCUGGUUCCUGAGAGCAGCUCUCGUUACAUCAACCGGAUGACCAACGAAGCUCUGCAUAAAGGCUCGUCUCUGCAAGUGCUGGCAGACAGUGACCGAUGCACCUGGAUUGUAUUAUGAAGAUGUCCACAAGUGUCAAAGUAACAGAAACACACACAUACACGUCGACAUGGCCUCGUCUUCAGUAUGGAGCGAAACUGCACACGUUCAGGGGCUUUGGUAACAUGUAGUGAGAACACGUGUCAAAUUAAAACUGAACAAAGAAAGCUCCAGAUGAAAAACUGUAAAGAUGAAGUUUUAUAGGUAGUUUCUCCCCCCCCCCUCCCUUCUUCUUCUUCUUUUUGUAAUUGUGUACUGUAUUGUUACAAGCACCAAAACCAAGAGCUGGACUGAACGAAGUUUUAGUUUUUACUUUUUGUUUUUAUACAUAAAAGGUGUACUUUCAUUGUAGUGUGUGUGUCUGCAACUGAACGUAUGCAAUAUCUGUACCUGUGUGAUGUUCACAAGGUGUGUGUGGAUGAGUUUAUUGUGUGUGUAAUAUUUGACACAUUCUGCUGCUUCUGAACAAGUUGUUUCUCUUUCGGUCUGGACCAGUUCAGUCUAGCUGUGUGAAUUUGUUCGGCUGCAGUAUUUAAAAUGAGACGAAGUUGACUCAGUACUGCUUCGCUAGACUCUUUUCUGUUUUUUUGUUUUUUUUUUCUCAAAAAAACACCUGUUGUGGAAGAAGAGGGUGGUUGGAGUCAUCUGGAAUGGAAGUAAGACUGUAUUCUGCUGGGAUAUUUUGUUAAAAUAAAAUGUUGAAAAGCU
Stegastes partitus (bicolor damselfish) is the source of this 2686-nucleotide messenger RNA. RefSeq names its product DDB1 and CUL4 associated factor 15 (gene dcaf15). Bases 53 to 1999 code for a protein of 648 amino acids. The record is from RefSeq and is a predicted model, not a curated record. Lineage: Eukaryota; Metazoa; Chordata; Actinopteri; Pomacentridae. Gene Ontology annotation, cellular component: Cul4-RING E3 ubiquitin ligase complex. Gene Ontology annotation, biological process: protein ubiquitination. The transcript is spliced from 13 exons.